AUGGGAGAUCAAAAUCAGCUUCUUAAGGAUUUCGCAACCCCAAAUUCUCAAGGCACACAGUCAAGCAUUACAAGGCCCAAUGUUGAAGCUAAUAACUUUGAGCUGAAACCAUCACUGCUCUCAAUGGUUCAACAGAAUCAGUUUGGAGGAGGUGCUACUGAAGACCCGAACCUCCACCUGUCAAUUUUCUUGGAGUAUUGCGACACUUUGAAACUUAAUGGAGUGACCAAUGAUGCUAUUCGACUCAGAUUAUUUCCGUUCUCUUUAAGGGACAAGGCUAGGGCUUGGUUACACUCAUUGCCAGCUGGGUCCAUCACCAUUUGGGAUCAAUUGUCCAGAGCGUUUCUUGCAAAGUAUUUUCCUCCAAGUAAAACAACACAGAUGAGGAACCAGAUCACAAGCUUUGUACAGAAGGAAGGAGAGUCACUUUAUGAAGCUUGGGAACGCUACAAGGAAUUAUUGAGGAUGUGCCCUCACCAUGGACUGGAGAAGUGGUUAAUUGUUCACACCUUCUACAAUGGGCUCACUUACAACACACGGAUGACUGUUGAUGCUGCUGCAGGAGGAGCUUUGAUGAACAAAACAAUAGACGAGGCAUACACUCUCAUUGAAGACAUGGCUCAGAAUCACUAUCAAUGGGCGAACGAGCGUGCUCCUCAGACAUCAAAAGGAGGCAAGUAUGAAAUAGAUGCUUUAGACCAUAUAUCCUCUAAAGUUGAUGCUUUAUUUAAGAAAGUUGAAGGUUUGAGUAUUAAUUCUGUGGCGUCUACUUCAAUUUCAUGUGAGAUAUGUGGCUAUGUGGGUCAUUCUGCACUUCAAUGUCAAUUAGGAAACCCCCCAUCCAUUGAUACUUCUGGUAAUGAGCAAGUUAACUAUGUUAAUAACUUUAAUCAGAAGGGAGACCCAUUCUCCAACACUUAUAAUCCGGGGUGGAGGAAUCAUCCUAAUUUUUCUUAUAGAAACCCACCUGGAAAUUCCAUGUCCGCAUCUAAUUUUGGUCCUCCUGGUUUUCGUCCCCCUCAAUCCAAUUUUCCUUCUCAAAAGUCAAAUUUGGAAAAUAUGAUGGAGAAGUUUGUGAUGACUCAAUCAAAAUUGAAUGAAGAAUUUAAGCAACAACUACAAACCACGAAUGAGGUAGUAAAACAAUUGGCCUCUAAGAUGGAUUCCCUAGCUACGCAUAACAAGAUGUUAGAGACACAAAUCACCCAAUUGGCACAAAAUGUUAGCUCUUCCUCUAGGCCUUCAGGCAUGCUACCUGGACAACCUGAGACGAAUCCCAGAGGUCAUGUGAAUGCUAUAACCCUUAGGAGUGGAAAACAAUAUGAGGGACCUAAGAUGAAGGAAAAUGAUGCGGUAGAUGGUCAUCAUGAAGAGAAAAAUAAAAAUGUGAUAGAUGUGGAUACUGAUACUAACAAAAGGAAGUUGGAAGAAUACGAGACUGUGGCCCUUACUGAGGAGUGUAGUGCUAUCAUCCAGAAUAAGCUGCCUCCUAAGCUUAAGGAUCCAGGUUCAUUUUCUAUUCCUUGUGUUAUUGGUAAUGUCUCUAUUAACCGUGCUUUGUGUGAUUUAGGUGCAAGCGUAAGUUUGAUGCCAAUGUCCAUCUAUAAGAAGCUUAGCAUAGGAGAUUUGAAGCCAACCACGAUAUCACUCCAACUGGCGGAUCGAUCGGUAAAAUAUCCGAUAGGUAUACUUGAAGAUGUACCUAUCCAGGUCAGUAAGUUCUUUAUCCCGGUUGAUUUUGUUAUUUUAGAAAUGGAAGAAGAUUCUAACAUCCCAAUUAUAUUAGGAAGACCCUUCCUUGCUACUGCAGGUGCUAUAAUCGAUGUUAAAAAUGGAAGUCUCUCCCUAAAUAUUGGAGGGGAGAAGGUAGAAUUUGAUUUGAGCAAUGCUAUGAAAACCCCUCUAACUGAUAAAGUUUGUUACAGGAUCGACGUGAUUGACAAGUCUACACAUGAGCAACUUGCAAACCAUUACUUAGCUGAUCCACUCGAGAAGUGUUUGGUAAGUGACGAUUCAAUAAAUGAUGAAGACCCGGAGGUAGUCGUGUAUGCUCAAUCUUUAGAAUCAACAUCAACUGCUCCAUUUCGAAAUGCAAAGUUUGAAAGUCUAAAGUUAAAGUCAAAAAGUUCUACUUGUGAAGAGGAUAAAGCACCCAUAGGCAUGACAUCGUUCAAGUUGGUAUAUGACAAAUCGUGUCAUCUCCCAGUUGAGUUAGAGCACAAGGCGUAUUGGGCUAUCAAGUUGCUAAAUUUCGAUAUGAAGACCGCAGGUGAGGAAAGAAAGCUUCAACGUCAUGAGCUAGAUGAGUCACGAUUAGAAUCCUAUGAGAAUGCUCACAUUUAUAAAGAAAAGACUAAACGAUGGCACGAUAAGAAUAUCCUUCGAAUAGAGUUUAAUCAAGGAGAUAUGGUAUUACUUUUCAACUCUCGUUUGAAGCUUUUUCCGGGCAAGCUCAAAUCUCGGUGGUCCGGACCUUUUCAAGUCCGUGAGGUUUUUCCUAGUGGAGUUGUUGAAGUUUGGAGUGAAACAACGGGAUCUUUCAAGGUGAAUGGGCAACGAUUGAAGCACUAUAUUGUAGGUGAACAAAACGAGAAAGGGGUCACUUAUACCCUUUCCGAUCCCCCUUCGUCGGAGAAUUGA
Molecule: messenger RNA, 2640 nt
Organism: Asparagus officinalis (garden asparagus)
Lineage: Eukaryota; Viridiplantae; Streptophyta; Magnoliopsida; Asparagales; Asparagaceae
Exons: 1
Coding region: 1-2640 (879 amino acids)
Source: RefSeq, a predicted model, not a curated record